This is a messenger RNA of Chaetomium strumarium, 2841 nucleotides long. RefSeq lists its product as uncharacterized. NCBI's taxonomy places the organism in Eukaryota, Fungi, Ascomycota, Sordariomycetes, Sordariales, Chaetomiaceae. Gene Ontology annotation, biological process: peptide metabolic process. Gene Ontology annotation, cellular component: mitochondrion. The transcript has a single exon. Gene Ontology annotation, molecular function: metalloendopeptidase activity. The coding region runs from base 204 to 2612 and encodes 802 amino acids. The record is from RefSeq and is a predicted model, not a curated record.
CGGAAACUCGGAAACUCCCCUGGUGAUUUUUUUGGCCAUGCGUAGGUUCGCAUCGAAUGCUUCCUGACUCUUUCUGACAAUUUGAAUCGACUUCGCCGCACUCUCCAUGCUCAGUUCGCGUCCAGCUCUGUGAUAAGCCGUCCCGCGCCCGCCUGUUAGCUCCGCGUCUCCGCGUCCUCCGCGGUGACGCCGGGGCUCGCAUCAUGAUAAAAGCAGCAGCGCGGCCAAUACAAUGGCAACGAUGGAUUUGUUCGAGCUGCCUAUCCCAGCGUGCCGGAGCCGCCCGCCAGGUUCGCCGGCUCUGGACGUCGCCUAGAUUGAACGACGCAGGGGAACCGGUCCGCCUCCCACAUCUAUUGCGCGAUGACGAUUUCCUCCUGCGCUCCGUCUUCGACUACCCCAAGAUCUGGCAUGAGUUCACUAAGUUUCCGGUGGCCCCAACCGUACAUGUCGGCCUCUUCCGAAAUGCGUACCUCAAGUCGCCCCGUGGUUUCCUCACCUACGCCCGGGUCAGUCUGAAGAAGGCCCGGGCCAUCGUGGAAAAGGUGUUGGCCGCGUCCUCGGUCGCCGAGUACCGUACCAUCGUCCGCGACCUAGACCGCCUGAGCGACAUUCUUUGCCGCGUGCUCGAUAUGUCCGACUUUGUUCGCGUCACCCACCCAGACCGCGCGACGCAGCGCGCAGCGGGCGAGGCGUACGACUUGGUCUACCAGUACAUGAACGAGCUCAAUACGAUGACGGGCCUGAACGACCAACUGGCCGUGGCCAUGGCGGACCCCCAAGUCACGGCUACGUGGUCGGAGGAGGAGAAGACGGUGGCGGCGUUGCUGAAGCUAGACUUCAUCAAGUCAGCGGUCAACAUGCCCCAGAAAGAUCGGGACCGCUUCGUCGAGCUUUCAUCCCAGAUCAGCACGCUCGGAUCCGCCUUCACGCAGGAGAUGUCUCCCGAGCUGCCGACGCUCGUCCUCCGCAGCAGUGACCUCCAGGGCAUGGAUCCGCUCACGGCGCGGGAGAUGACCAGGGAUGGCAUGAUUCACCUUCCCACGCUGAGCUGGCAAGCCUCGAUGGCGUUGCGCACCGUGCACGACCCGGAUGCACGGAGGCUCAUCUAUUACGCCUCCCGCACUGCCUCGCGCCGCUCGGUGGAAAUGCUGGAGCACCUGAUGCAGCUGAGAGCCGAGCUGGCCCAUCUUUCGGGCUUCGAGAGCUACGGCCACCUUGCACUCCGCGAUCGCAUGAUGGCAAGAAGCCCCGAGGCUGUCAACCAGUUUCUCCAGGCCCUAGUCGAGAGCAACAGGCCCAAAGCCGAGAUGGAAAUGGCAGAACUCCUGGCUGAGAAGCAAAAGGCUUACUCCAGAGCGACCAGCCUCGACCCUUGGGACAAGGACUAUUAUUCCAACAUCAUCCGCCGACCACUCGAGCUGUCAGGGCGCCAAGGCAACCUCUUGUCGAACUACUUCUCCCUGGGCGUCGUCAUGCAGGGCCUCUCCAGGCUCUUCGAAGAGCUGUACGGCAUCCGUCUUGUUCCGAAGCAGCCCCUGGUUGGCGAGACGUGGCACCGGGACGUGCGCCGCUUGGACGUCAUAUCGGACACAGACGGCCACGUCGCCGUCCUGUACUGCGACCUCUUCUACCGCCCGGACAAGUCGCCGAACCCGGCGCACUUUACCCUCCGGUGCUCGCGCGAGAUUUCCGAGGCCGAGCUGGCAGAGGUGUGGGAACAGAGCCAGGAGGACCCGGACAUGGCCAUCUUCGCAGCGCCCAAGUACGCGGCCAAUGAUGGGAUGGCCUUCUCGCAGCACGGCGGCUCGAUGAAACAGCUCCCGACGAUUGCCCUUGUGUGCGACUUCCCGCAGCCAGGGGCCGAGGGCGACCGGCCGGCCCUCCUCAGCUUCUUCCAGCUGGAGACCCUCUUCCACGAGAUGGGACACGCCAUCCACUCGAUCCUCGCGCGCACUUCGUUCCAGACGGUGUCGGGGACUAGGUGCGCGACCGACCUGGCGGAGCUCCCGUCGACCCUCAUGGAGUAUUUUGCGGCAGACCCGUACGUCCUGGGGCUGUUCGCUCGCCACCACAAGACCAACGAUCCGCUGCCGUACCAGAUGGUGGCUCAGAAGGUCCGCCAGGCGCGGAGGUUCGAGGCGUCCGACAUGGAAGACCAGAUCAUCAUGGCGAUGCUGGACCAGGCCUUGCACUCGUCCGAGGCGAGCAAGCCCGGCUUCGACUCGACUGAAAUCUUCCACGGCCUGCAGAGGACAUACAGCAGCGGGCCGGCCGACCCGCCGAGCACGCGGUGGCAGGGUUUCUUCAGCCACCUGUCGGGCUACGGCAGCACCUACUACAGUUACCUGUUCGACCGCGUGCUGGCCCGGCGCGUGUGGGACGUGGUCUUCCGGUCGGGCAAGGCGGGCGCCGCGCUGAACCGGGAGAACGGCGAGCGGCUGAAGGAGAGCCUGCUGAAAUGGGGCGGCGGGCGGGACCCGUGGAAGUGCCUGUCCGAGGUGCUGCAGGACGAGAGGCUGGCGGACGGCGGCGAGGAGGCGAUGGCCUGGGUCGGCAGCUGGCAGCCUACUGCCAAGCAGAGGGACUCAGAUGUAGAUGAUAAACGAUAGAUGGGCCUUACAGCCUGGCUGGACACGAAUCUGAAUAUCUAAAACAUGGACACGCGCACGCGCUACACGAGGAUGCACUGAACAGUCUCGACGGGGUCUAUGUAUAUUGGUCUUUGGUGCAUGCAUGUCUGAUGUACGCUUUACAUCUGUGGUUUAUAGAAACGUAGGGGUUCUCUAGACCCACGAUAGUUAGCUCUACCUUAGACGCCAGCGCGGAUGCCCAAAGUAG